CAAGAAACAAGACAUAAACCAAAGAAAGAAAGAAAAAAACCGGGAGCACGCCCAAGGCGCCAAAAGUUUUGUGGGGCAAGGAUCCCUGACGACGUGAUUAAUCAGUACGGAUUAUUUGGUACCCUGCCGACCUCACCUACCCACAUUCACACCUACCCUUUGAUCCGUGGCACACAAAAACAUACCUGGGAAGAAAAUCAUCCUAGUAUCUAUAUCUAUAUACAUACUUUUCUGGGCAAGGGAUAUACACAACACCUUUAACUCGCUCAUCUUAUACAUCUUUUUUAUUUCGCCUUUUUGCUUUACCUUUUUUUUCCCUUGUUCUUACCUUUGCCCGACCAUCAUCAUGUCUUCUCCUCCUUCUGCGGCCGCCGCUGCUUCUCCGUCGUCGUCGUCUUCUCCACGCCGCGCGGAGCUGGCGGAGCUGGCGGAGCGCGCGGCACACGUGGAGGUGGACACGGAGGCUGCCGCUGCCUGGGAUGGCGAGGCCGGGGCCGGGGCCGGGGAUGGCGGGGACGGGGACUCGGCGUACGAGGACGGGACAUCGGCGGCGUCGACGUCGCUCAAGAGCAGCGUGAUGCGGUACGAGUGGAAGCACGGGCGGCGGUACCACGCGUACCAGGCGGGCAAGUACCAGUUCCCCAACGACGAGAAGGAGCAGGAACGGCUCGACAUGGUGCACCACGUCUACUACCGCUGCCUGAACGACCGGCUCUUCCUGGCCCCCAUCGACCCGGACAAGGGCCUGCGCGUGCUCGACGUGGGCACGGGGACGGGCCUGUGGGCCAUCCACCUGGGCGACGAGUACCCGGGCGCGGCCGAGAUCGUGGGCAACGACCUGUCGCCCAUCCAGCCGAGCUGGUGCCCGCCCAACGUGCGCUUCCUGGUCGACGACGUCGAGCUCGACUGGGCCGAGCCCCGGCCCUACGACUACAUCCACUGCCGCUACAUGGCCGGCUCCAUCAAGGACUGGCCCCGCCUGAUCCGUCAGAUGUACAACAACCUCGUCCCCGGCGGCUGGCUCGAGCUGCAGGAGAGCGUGAACACGCCCUACAGCCAGGAUGGCUCCCUGACCGAGGACAACCCGAUGGUCCGCAUGAUGGACGGCCUGAUGGAGGCCUGCGACCGCAUCGGCCGCACCGUGAACCCGGCCCCGAGCAUGGAGCGCUGGGUCCGCGACGCCGGCUUCAUCAACGUCCGCGUCCAGGUCUUCCCCCUCCCCGUCGGCGCCUGGCCCCGCGACCCCCGCCUCAAGGAGAUCGGCACCCUCCUGACCAUCAACUUCGCCGAGGGCGUCGAGGCCUUCACCGCCGCCCUCUUCGCCGACGUCCUCGGCUGGUCCAAGGAGGAGAUCUCCGUCCUCAACGCCGGCGUCCGCGCUGCCGCCAAGAACCCCGACACCCACAUCCUCUUUGACUUUCUCGUCAUCACCGCCCAGAAACCCGAGAAAUGAUUUUUUGAAUAAUCACCCCCCACCACCCUUGGGGCUUUGGACAAAGAAACGAAAAAAAAAGGGAGAGGGGGGCCCGGAAGGGGGGGGGGCUCAGGGAGAACGGUACUAUUGGUGAGAAGAAAGAGGACAUGUUUUUCAGGAAUGAUAUGCUCUCAAUCAAGGGAUGGACGGGGAGUAAGGUAUUUUUGGGUGGAUGGAGUGCUGCUUCAUUUCAUUAUUUGAGAGGGUGCUUGUUGUUUUCUUGUUUCUCUCUUUCCCCCCUUUUCCCAGCAGCGCGUUGGAGCCUCGGUUACAGACCCUUGAUACCAAAAUCUUUCUUCAUCUGUGGUAGUAUACAGAUAUGUCAGAGGCUACUACAGAGUAGUCAGCAACACAGUAGCCUCCUAGCUUUACGACCAUGAAGUCCUCUAUGCAAACGUGCUCUGACCAAGCCUCUUAACGAGUCCCACGUUGACUAUUAGUAUUAAUCAGACCGGAGAC
This is a messenger RNA of Thermothelomyces thermophilus ATCC 42464, 1933 nucleotides long. RefSeq lists its product as uncharacterized. Bases 347 to 1453 code for a protein of 368 amino acids. Gene Ontology annotation, molecular function: methyltransferase activity. Lineage: Eukaryota; Fungi; Ascomycota; Sordariomycetes; Sordariales; Chaetomiaceae. The transcript is spliced from 2 exons. The record is from RefSeq and is a predicted model, not a curated record.